UAUCUUUAUUACUCUUUAUAUGUACACAAGGAUAGAAUGAUGCGAUAGCGCUAAAUAGCAGACUCCAGUCUUACCGACAUUCAGUAGUAACACCUGCUUUUAAACGUAAAGUCGUCAAUUAAAAAAUAUGAUUGAGCCAAGUCAAGAAAACAGCCAGGGUGGUUUGCGUGUGGAUGGUAGACGAGCAUUAGAAUUACGACAAAUCCGUGUACGAAUGGGAGUAUUCGGACAAGCUGAUGGCAGCGCGUAUAUAGAGCAUGGCAACACGAAAAUUCUAGCCGCGGUAUAUGGUCCUCAUCAGCCGAGAAGCAAUACAGCAAAGAACAUCGCAAAAGCUCUUGUAAAUUGUCAGUAUAGCACGGCUGUAUUCAGUUUUACCUCUGGUGAACGGAAACGAAAACCGAGAGGAGACUGGAAAUCGCAAGAGAGAUCGGUUCAAUUACGCCAUGCGAUGGAAGCCAUAAUACAUUUAGAAUUAUACCCACGUUCUCAAAUCGACAUCUUCGUAGAGGUUUUACAAGCCGACGGUAGUGAUUAUUGCGCGUCUGUAAAUACAGCAACACUCGCAUUGAUUGAUGCUGGAAUCCCAAUCAAGAAUUAUGCUAUAGGCUGUACUGCGACUCUUAUUAAUACACCAUCAACAGACGAAGAAGACAAGACAUUAGCAGAAGGAGUAUUAGAUGCGAACUUUGUAGAGGAAUGUUCACCAGGAGUUACUCUGUCUGUCGUCGCGUUACCGGGGACGAAUAAUGAGGAUGAAUUAAACGAGAAUGGUUUAAUCGUGGUAGCACAUGGGGCAGGUCAAAGGUUACACUUAUCACGUCUGGAAGUGCUCAAACAACGAGCAUUACAAGGUUGUAGAGACAUAAAGAUUAUACUGGAUCAAGCUGUGAGACAACAUUUAACUGCGAACCUACUUCCAUCUUUUCUGCAAAACUCACUCGAGUAGAAAAUACAACGUGUGGGAAGUAAUGUAUCUUAUAGUUCUAUGAAUAAUCCUACACAAUGUAAUGUUUAUUGCAAAUUACAAUUUAAUAAAAAAUAGUUUCUUUUA
Molecule: messenger RNA, 1054 nt
Organism: Dinoponera quadriceps
Lineage: Eukaryota; Metazoa; Arthropoda; Insecta; Hymenoptera; Formicidae
Gene: Ski6
Product: exosome complex component RRP41
Exons: 4
Coding region: 128-949 (273 amino acids)
Biological process (GO): nuclear mRNA surveillance; rRNA catabolic process; poly(A)-dependent snoRNA 3'-end processing
Cellular component (GO): nuclear exosome (RNase complex); nucleolus; cytoplasmic exosome (RNase complex)
Source: RefSeq, a predicted model, not a curated record